Fomitiporia mediterranea MF3/22 is the source of this 3213-nucleotide messenger RNA. RefSeq lists its product as uncharacterized. Gene Ontology annotation, cellular component: dolichol-phosphate-mannose synthase complex; endoplasmic reticulum membrane. The record is from RefSeq and is a predicted model, not a curated record. Bases 1 to 3213 code for a protein of 1070 amino acids. NCBI's taxonomy places the organism in Eukaryota, Fungi, Basidiomycota, Agaricomycetes, Hymenochaetales, Hymenochaetaceae. Gene Ontology annotation, biological process: GPI anchor biosynthetic process. The transcript has 7 exons.
AUGUAUCCCGAAGUCGGUCUGGGUAUCGACAUGCAUGGUCAGGAUCGCAGCUAUAUUGCCCCACUCACCUCCUCGCCCUCUCGGAUCGCACGAUCGACUGGCGUCAAACGCUCUCUCGACCCAGAGAAUACUAGUUACUCAGCGAAGCCGGACCAUGGGGCUCGUAGGCGGAAGACCGUAGCUGGGGAGUCUACCAGCACUGCAAAGGGGCCUGCACAUCUCGCCCACCCGUACAAAAGACAACAGACGCUACAAGCACAGAUGCAGACGCAGACUCAAGCUCCAGUUACGAUGCAAUCUUCGAAAGCGAUGAAAGGCUUACUACUCGCGGAAGUUGGUGCGUCGAUGGUCGAAAUGGACAAGCUCGAAUCGAUAACGGGCCCAGGAUCGAGAUUCAAAGAAGGAAAGUAUAUCGAGCCUGGAGCUUUCACACCUAUGGAGGACAGUGAUGUUGACUUUCCGUCGAAGAGACAGAGGAGGAAGUCUGUGAACCGGUUCAAGAUUGAAUAUGCGAACGCGGCAUCUCUAGAUCGAGGACUUGCGCGACAUGGGACUUUAUUAAGUACUUCUCCGACCUCACCCAUCCGAAGGUCAGAGGAGUUGAAGGCUCUUCUCGGCGGUUCAUCGUCAAAGGUGAAGUCAGGCGCGGUCAUCGCCGCCCAACCGAGCAAGAUGAAACCCAAGUCUACGAGCAAGGACUCUCAGGACGCAGUCAUGCUUGAACAAGGUCGUUCGCGCGUGCGCGUUGCGCUCGACAUGGAUUUGGAGAGCAACGUCGCAGUUGAAGGCGGUUAUAUAUCUGGAACUCUACUCAUCCGUGUUCGUCCUAAGAGAAAGGACGACCUUCUCCAACUUGGAAGAGGCAAGGUCCGAAUUGCUGGAUUCGAAGUUACGCCAAAGAACGAGGAACGUAGUAUCUUCUACCAAGUCUCUGCUCCGUUGAUGGACAUUUCUAAUGGCUGCGAUGGGUUGUUUUCGCUACCUGUUGACGAUGAUGGCUUUGGUUCUGUCGGAGAAGGGGACUAUACUGUGAAGUUUGCAAUGAAAAUACCUCUUAUCAGUACAGGUGGCAAACCGAGAGGGGUGCUUAACAGUCGUUCAGGGGCAACGAUAAAAUACAUCGUCAUUGCUUCCAUAAAAGUCGUCGACCCUGUAUCUUCCAAACGCUCAAUAUCUCACUUCUAUCGAGAAUGCGAAGUCUGGCCUUCUCUCGAUCCAGUCAUGACUCUCGCUCCAGCACCAGACCCAACACUCGCUCGUGCUGCGAAGAAACUCUUUAUGGGUGGUGACGGGACCCUCGCACUUACAGCUUCUUUGCACCGCAUCACAUGGGUUGCUGGUCAACCCUGUUAUGUGCGCUGCCGUAUCGCUAAUGAGACGAAGAAGAAUGUGAAGAGCGUGUCGCUUGCACUCGUAAGGACGAUGACGCUUUGCAAGCCCGCAGGAGGGACUCUUAUGGACGAUAUAGACGAUGGUGAGACGGUAACAAAUGAGAAGAGGGUGGCUGAGGUGGUGUUCCAUGCCGGACAGAAGGGUGCGAAGGGCCAUGCAAGUGCAAAAGGAUGGUGGACCGGUGUAGGGCCUGGCGAAACGAGAAUCGUUACUCAAUCCAUUAUGAUUCCUCCAGACGCUCUGACUAUCCCGCGCGCCCGUCUCAUCGAAGUUGACUAUGCCAUCCGCGUUGCUCUAGGUGUCUCUUCCAUGACGGGAAACUCAGAAGCGGUGCACGUAACGUUACCUAUCUGUGUCGUGAACUUCAUUUCUCUCGACCCGCCGCCGUGUGAUCCCAUCUCUUCUGUGUCAACAUUGUUGUCUUCCGUUAUCGAAUUGGAUACGCCGAAGCCAGAGGAAUACUCACAGUCAGACUCGCAUGUAAUUGGUGGAAUGAGGAUGGAGCAGUCUCCCUCGGAAGGAUUUGCUCCUCAGUAUAGCACUGUAGAGCGCGAAGACUUGGCGCAGGAUGCGCAUUUGGCCUAUCCACCCUCACGCAAUAUGCCUCUCCCAGACCUUUCUGACGAACAUAUAAUGCACGACCUCGGAAACGUCGAGGAUGCGGACGACCUGAAUCGCACGCUUGGAGACAUCCCAGGGUCAUCUUCGCUACUUGACGAAGAGGACAUCACUGUGGACUAUAAGCUCAGUGACUAUUCCAUGCUUAGUGGAAUGCGGAACUCGUGCAUUCUUGACAGUAGCUUAACCGGAGUUCACGUUAGCUACAACAGGGAGAACUUUGAGAGUGCAGAUGUUGAUGAUGAGUUUGCGGAAGAAGAGGAUUUGGGGUCAGAUGAAGAAGUAGAGCGGAUGGUUGGGUGUGCGAGUGCGAGGAUUGAUAUGGGUGCUUUUGACUUCCAUAACUCGCAGAGUUUAUACCGCUCAUCGUUAUUGGAUACUUCGAUGGGUGGACUUGGUUUAUCUUCCGAGAAUCAUCACACUGGACACAUGUUUGUUGAGUCGCCUGUGCGCGAGAAACCUUCAGGACACGUACUACAAGCUGGAGGAGUGCGUGGAGUUAGAGGACCAAGGAAUAUGCGUGCCCCUCAAGGAAAGGAGGAAAACAUACCGUCACCAGAAGGACGUCCUGCUCCCCGAAGUCUUCCUCGGCCGAAACACCACAGGCGAACAAGCUCAAGUGCACCAAACACAGUGCGGUCAAUUCUUCGCGUGGCUAAUCCUUCGGAGGAUGUAGUGGACGAAAGCCCUGGUUCAGUUUAUCCUGCUGCGACGACACCAUCGAGACCUCCACGUAAUAGACCUUCGAAGCUAGCCACUCAAGCGUCCCAACUUAGGCGUCCAUCCGCAUCUCGUUCCAAGACGGCGCCAACACAGGCGGAGGACAAACAGAUUUCCAUUAAUAAUUCUCCAAGCCGCAUUAUUCUACCAUCGGCUCGAAAGCGUUCCAACGGGACUGGCGCACAUCAUAUAAACACACCAUCUAGACCUAGUGGCAAGUCAGGCUCUAAUGGGUUCAGUCCUAAAACGCGUGAAGAGGACGAUUUGGCUAGGGAGCAUACAUACGUUGACACGUCUAUUACGGAGCAGAUUCUUCCUGUGUUACCAUGGUGGUUACUCGUAGCCUUCGGCGCAUACUCACUUUCAUCCCUCGGGUGGGGAUUGUAUACAUUUAAUGAUGUGCCAGAGGCAUAUGAGGAACUUAUCAAGGAAAUUGCACAGGCGAAGAAUGAUUUGCGAUCGAAAGGUGUUGACGUUGAUUGA